ACUAAAAUGAGGAGCGGCUUUUGGAAAGACGUUGUAUGAUUAUUCUUUGAACACACACAGUUCCUGCAGCAGGAUACAUGUUUUCAUGUAGUUCUUUAUUAAACAUAGUCAACAUGAAGACAACAUGGCUGCCUUCCUCUCUGCUGCUGAUCACACUGAUGAGCUGUGUGUCUCUUCAGGAGAGCAGGAAGCCCAACUUUGUCCUGAUCAUGGUGGAUGACCUGGGGAUUGGAGACCUGGGCUGCUAUGGCAACACGACUCUGAGGACCCCCAAUAUAGACCAGCUGGCAGAGGAGGGGGUGAAGCUGACCCACCACAUCGCCGCAGCGAGCCUCUGCACCCCCAGCAGGGCGGCGUUCCUCACCGGACGAUACCCGAUACGAUCAGGUGUCGCUGGUUAUCAAAGGCCUGGUGUCUUUUUGUUUAACGCAGCCUCCGGAGGUCUUCCCAGCCAAGAGGUCACCUUUGCUACUGUUGUAAAACAGCAGGGCUAUGAGACAGCUCUUAUCGGAAAAUGGCACCUGGGCCUUAACUGUAAGAGCCGUGGCGAUCACUGCCACCACCCCAGCAUCCACGGCUUUAACUACUUCUUCGGGAUCCCCGUGACCAACCUGCGAGACUGCCAGCCUGGACAUGGCACUGUUUUCCAGAUCCAUAAGUAUUUACCGUACAGGACUCUGGUCAUUGUCCUGGUCACUGCCGCCUCGCUCCACUACCUGGGCCUCAUCGUCAUACGCAGAGGGCUGAUCCUGGGUCUGCUGUCUCUGCUGGCCGUGCUCACAGGGCUGAUAGCAGGAUUCAUCAUGAUGAUGCCGUACCUCAACUGUGUCCUCAUGAGGAACCACAGAGUCGUGGAGCAGCCGUUCACAUCUGAAAACCUGACACAGAGGAUGACUCAUGAGGCGGUGGACUUCAUGGAGAGGAACUCCGCCGGGCCUUUCCUACUCUUUUUCUCCUUCAUCCAAGUGCACACAGCCAUGUUUGCCUCAGCAGCGUUCAGAGGAACGAGCCGCCACGGCCUCUAUGGGGACGCGGUCCAUGAGGUGGACUGGAGCGUAGGUCAGAUCAUGCAGACUCUGGACAGACUGAAGCUGACAGAAACCACUCUGGUUUACCUGACCUCAGACCAGGGGGCUCACGUGGAGGAGAUCUCUGCCACGGGGGAGGUCAACAGAGGAUGGAAUGGAAUAUAUAAAGCAGGGAAGUCCACAAAUUGGGAAGGAGGGAUCCGGGUCCCGGGAAUCCUGCGCUGGCCGGGUAACAUCCCCCGCGGCAGAGAGGUCCACGAGCCCACCAGCAACAUGGACCUGUUUCCUACGGUGGUGCAGCUGAGCGGAGUCCCAGUCCCAGAGGACCGGGCGAUAGAUGGUCAUGACCUCAUGGAUCUGAUUCAGGGGAGAGUCGAAAGGUCCACCCACGAAUUUCUGUUUCAUUAUUGCAACAUCCACUUGAACGCAGUCCGAUGGCAUCCCCAAAACAGUAGCUCAGUGUGGAAAGCCUUCUACUUCACACCAAACUUCUACCCGGAGAACGAGACGGCGUGCUUCCACACACAUACCUGCUUCUGCUCAGCAGACUACGUCACCUACCACGAUCCUCCACUGCUCUUCGACCUCACCAGGGACCCGUCAGAGACCACGCCGCUGACCCCCGACACCGAGCCGGCCUUCCACUCCGUCCUGGCGGUGAUGGACGAGGCUGUGGAGACGCAUCGGAGGUCGGUGAAGCCUGUGGAGAGCCAGAUGUCCACAUGGAACCUGGUGUGGAAGCCCUGGCUGCAGCCCUGCUGCUCCACCCUCACACAGCUCUGUCAGUGCCAGCAGGAUGGAGAGGGUGUAGUCGGGGACAAAACAGAGGAUCAUGUAAGCGGUUAACAGUGCAGACCAGAAAAACACUGUUGUUAGUCCAGGUCAUUCACCUGAAUCAUGGAGAUCCAUAUUGUUUUUGAAAAUCGCUGAAGUGACUUUUGUGUGAAUGAAAGUCUUUGACAUGUGAGAGAGAAGUGAGAUGGUUUGAUUCCCUGAAACCUGAGCGUAUAAAGUACGCUGACCUCUGCCUUACAGAACAACGCAUUACAGAUAACAUGACAGACUGUUUAAAGCCACCUUACUGAUAUGUUAUGGUCGCUAAACUAGCUAGCAUAAGCUAACUUCAUAGCAUUUCUAAACUCAGUUACCACAUUAAAAUGUAAACAAGUACAUUUUCAAAAGGACGGUUCACAUUUAAGGUGCUUAAUAUUUGAGUAUUUCUAUUUUCUGCUACUUCAUACUUAUACUCCACUACAUCUCAGAGGGAAAUAGUGUACUUUAUACUGCACUACUUUUAUGUUACUUUGUAAAAGUUGUAGAUUCAGAUUAACAAUACAAAUAAAUCAAUAAACAAAUUGUGAUGGGCUUUAUUGGUCUAUAUAUAUACAGCGGGUAAAAUAAGUAUUGAACACGUCAUUAUUU
Messenger RNA from Anoplopoma fimbria (sablefish), 2450 nucleotides. RefSeq names its product steroid sulfatase (microsomal), isozyme S (gene sts). The record is from RefSeq and is a predicted model, not a curated record. Gene Ontology annotation, molecular function: arylsulfatase activity. NCBI's taxonomy places the organism in Eukaryota, Metazoa, Chordata, Actinopteri, Perciformes, Anoplopomatidae. The transcript has 10 exons. The coding region runs from base 78 to 1874 and encodes 598 amino acids.